GUUUGAACAGGAAGGCGGACAUGUUGGUCAGGCUGUGGGAGAAAAUCGGGCAUCGUCUGCUGUUUUUUCUCUCGAAAACCGACGCAUAUCUAAACACGAAUACUACGUCCGCGAUCCGACAGUGUAUGCCGUUUGGACGAGAAACUACCAACAGCCAAUGACAAUGCACGGGAUGCAGCGGGAGGACUGCCGUUAAACAUUGUACCGAGCCCGUGUUUAGACUGAUCGAAAUUUGGAAGAAGCAGAAGUUUUUUUCCCACCACUUCUACUUUUGAGCUGUCAGAAUCUAUUGUCGUUUUCUGCAAAAGGCCUGGCACAGAUAUGGGAACGGGCCUGGACUAACCUUCUUUCAUAUUGUACUUUUCAAAUAGACAUCGGUUACAUUUGUUUUAAUUGCCUUUUGUUUGGAUGCAAUAACAUUUUAAGCCCUUAACCUCGGUGGCAUCCUGUGGAGGCUGACUAAUCUGUCGCCUCAUUUAUCUUUUGCCACUGAAGUUAUUCGCCACUCAUACUGGGAAAACCUCUUUCGACUUGGAAUAUGUGGCUUUUGUAUAUCCAACGCAACCUUAAACGUUUUAUCGUCUGUGAAAGCUCGAGGAGAACGAUGUAUUUUCUUUGAAGAGCGGCGGAAAGUUCACACGAAGAAAGGAACAUUUGGCUAGCUAGCUACCGCUGGCUGCUAAAGCUAGCUAGCCAGCCUUCUGCCUCGCCAGUGAGCUGUUUUUGUUCAUAACCCAACGUCGGGACUGAGUUGAACAGCAAAAAUGUCUACUGGGGAAAGCAUGGAGGCUCGGUUUGAAAAAAUCGAUGCCAUGUUGAAGGAUCCAAAGUCAGAAGUAAACGUGGAUUGUCUUCUGGAUGGCUUGGACGCGCUGGUGUAUGACCUUGACUUCCCUGCCUUGAGGAAGAACAAGAGCAUUGACAACUUCUUGAAUAGAUACAAGGACACCAUUAGUAAAGUCCGUGAUCUACGCAUGAAAGCAGAGGACUAUGAGGUGGUUAAAGUUAUUGGCAGGGGAGCCUUUGGAGAAGUGCAGUUGGUAAGACACAAAGCCACAUGCAAGGUCUACGCCAUGAAGCUGCUGAGCAAGUUUGAGAUGAUCAAAAGGUCGGACUCUGCUUUCUUUUGGGAGGAGAGAGACAUCAUGGCUUUUGCCAACAGUUCAUGGGUGGUGCAGCUCUUUUUUGCAUUCCAAGAUGACCGCUACCUCUACAUGGUGAUGGAGUACAUGCCAGGCGGGGACUUGGUUAACUUGAUGAGCAACUAUGACGUCCCUGAGAAGUGGGCUCGUUUUUAUACGGCUGAGGUGGUGCUGGCACUGGAUGGGAUCCACGCCAUGGGCUUCAUUCACAGGGACGUGAAACCUGAUAACAUGUUGCUAGACAAGGCAGGCCACUUGAAACUCGCAGACUUUGGGACCUGCAUGAAAAUGAAUAAGGAUGGUAUGGUACGAUGUGACACAGCAGUAGGAACGCCAGACUACAUUUCCCCUGAGGUACUGAAAUCCCAAGGAGGAGACGGCUAUUAUGGCAGAGAGUGUGACUGGUGGUCUGUGGGAGUGUUCCUGUACGAAAUGCUAGUUGGCGACACUCCUUUCUAUGCAGACUCCCUGGUGGGGACCUACAGUAAAAUUAUGAACCACAAGAAUGCCCUGACCUUCCCCGAUGACAGCGACAUCUCCAAUGACGCCAAGAAUCUCAUCUGUGCUUUCCUGACUGACAGGGAAGUUCGACUCGGUCGAAAUGGUGUGGAUGAGAUCAAGAGGCAUCCUUUUUUCAAGAAUGACCAGUGGACGUGGGAGAACAUCAGAGAGACGGCUGCCCCUGUGGUGCCUGAGCUGAGCAGUGACAUCGACACCAGUAACUUCGACGACAUUGAGGAGGAUCGGGGUGAGGAGGAAACCUUCCCCAUACCAAAGGCCUUUGUGGGCAACCAGCUCCCCUUUGUGGGCUUCACUUACUACAGCAAUCAGCAUCUUUUGCGCAGGUCCGCCUCCUCAAAGACCAGUGACAAACAUAGCAGCUCUGCAAAAGAAGACAAAAGUCAUUUGGAGAACCUGCAGAAAAAAAUCUACCAGCUGGAGGAGCAGCUCCACAGCGAGAUGCAGCUGAAGGAUGAGUUGGAGCAGAAAUGCAGGGCAUCAAGCACCAAGAUUGACAAGAUCAUGAAAGAACUGGAUGAAGAGGCAAACCUGAGGAAGACGACCGAGGCCAGCAUGUCUCUGCUGGAGAAGGACAAGAUCAUGCUGCAGCACAAAUUCACAGAGUACCAAAGAAAAGCUGACCAGGAGGCAGAGAAGAGACGCAAUCUAGAGAAUGAGGUUUCAACUUUAAAGGAGCAGCUUGAAGAUAUGAGGAAGAUCAGCCAGAACUCUCAGGCCUCAAAUGACAAGAUCGUCCAGCUGCAGAAUCAGUUGGAAGAAGCCAACGACCUCCUGCGUGCAGAGUCUGAUACGGCAGCGAGAUUGAGGAAAAGCCACACUGAGAUGGGCAAGACUGUGAGCCAACUGGAGAGCUUGAACCGCGAGCUGCAGGAGAGGAGCCGUGCCGCAGAGGGGGAGAAGGCCCAGCUGGAGAAGGAGCUCCUGCUUCUUCAGAGCACGCUGGACUCAGAGCGGAGGAACUAUAGCCAGGGUUCGGAGGAGAUCAGGGAGCUGCAAGCGAGGAUGGCAGGGCUGCAAGAAGACAACAAAAACUUAAAGGUCAGCCUCUCCAAAGUGGAGGCAGAACGUAAACAGGCCCAGGAGAGGAGCAACAACCUGGAGAAGGAAAAGAACAACAUGGAGAUCGACCUGAACUACAAGCUGAAGACAUUGCAGCAGCGUCUGGAGCAGGAACAGACAGAGCACAGGGUGACACGGGCACAGCUCACCGACAAAUAUGAGUCUAUUGAAGAAGCCAAAUCAGCUGCCAUGAACGCUGUCCAGCAGAAGAUGUCUGAGGAGAACGGAGCGAGGAUGCGAGCAGAAAGCCGGGUGGUGGAGGUUGAGAAGCAGUGCUCCAUGUUGGAGUUCGACCUGAAGCAGUCUGUGCAAAAGAUGGAGCAGCUGAUGAAGCAGAAAGAACGGCUGGAAGAUGAGGUGAAGAAUCUGAGGAUACAGAUAGAACAGGAGUCAAGCAAGCGGGUGCAGGCUCAGAGCGACGUGAAGAGCCGCGUGCAGGAGGUGGAUCGUCUUCGGGUUUCAGAGAAGCAGCUCAAACAGGAGACCAACGCGGCGUUGGAGAGUAAACGCUCACUGGAGUUCCAGCUGGCUCAGCUGACCAAACAGUACCGAGGCAACGAGGGACAGAUGAGGGAACUUCAGGACCAGCUCGAGGCCGAACAGUAUUUUUCUACACUUUACAAAACUCAGGUCAAGGAACUAAAAGAGGAGAUCGAAGAAAGGAACCGGCAAGUACAAGAGGCCCAUAAAAAGGUGCAGGAAUUGUGCAGUGAAAGGGACUCCCUGUCUGCCCAGCUGGAUCUGACGGUGACAAAGGCGGAGUCAGAGCAGCUCGCCAGGGCACUUCAGGAGGAGCAGUACUUUGAGCUCAGUCAGGAGAACAAGAAAGCAUCAGCCAGACAUAAGCAGGACAUUAUGGAGAAGGAGGCAACAAUUGCACGGCUUGAGGAAUCUAAUAAGACUCUGACCAAAGAUGUGGAGAACCUCAGCAAGGAGAAGGCCGAGUUAAGUGACAAACUUCAAACUCAGGAUGAAGAGUACGCAGCUCAGAAGGAGGAGAUAGCAAAUACAAUCAAGGCCAACUAUGAGAAGGUCCUAAACACAGAGCGCACACUGAAGACGCAGGCGGUAAACAAGCUGGCAGAGAUCAUGAACCGUAAGGACAUGAAGCUGGACCAGAAGAAGAAGGGCAGCACAGCUGACCUGAGGAAGAAGGAGAAGGAGAACCGUAAGCUUCAGCUGGAACUGAACCAGGAGAAGGAGAAGUUUAACCACAUGGCCAUUAAGUACCAGAAGGAGCUGAGUGAGAUGCAGGCACAACUGGUGGAAGAAUGCACAUAUCGAAAUGAGCUGCAGAUGCAGCUGGACAGCAAGGAGAGUGACAUUGAGCAGCUCCGAGAGAAACUGAACGACCUGCAGCAGCGUAUGGAUAACUCCAGUGUCACCAGCCUACAGACUGAUGAGACAGACAGCAACAUUGCAGAAUCCAGACUGGAGGGCUGGCUGUCUAUUCCAAACCGUGCUAACAUCAAGCGAUACGGUUGGAAGAAGCAGUAUGUGGUGGUGAGCAGCAAGAAGAUUCUGUUCUACAAUGACGAGCAGGAUAAGGAGCAGUCUAAUCCCUCUAUGGUACUAGAUAUCGAUAAAUUGUUCCAUGUGAGACCAGUCACACAAGGAGACGUGUACCGAGCUGAGACAGAGGAGAUUCCAAGGAUAUUCCAGAUUCUUUAUGCCAAUGAGGGAGAGUGCAGGAAGGAGGCGGACAUGGAGACAGUCCCUCAGGGUGACAAGACCAACUGUCUCCCACACAAAGGCCACGAGUUCAUCCCCACGCUCUAUCACUUCCCUUCCAACUGCGAGGCAUGCGCCAAGCCUCUGUGGCACGUCUUCAAGCCGCCUCCGGCCCUGGAGUGUCGCCGCUGCCACGUCAAGUGCCACAAAGAUCACCUUGACAAAAAGGAGGACGUUAUCGCCCCUUGCAAAGUAAACUACGACGUGACCUCUGCCCGGGACAUGCUCCUGUUGGCUCUUACCCAGGACGAGCAGAAGAAAUGGAUUGGCCAUCUUGGAAAGAAGAUCCCCAAGACCCCGCCAUCCACGUUUUCAAGAGCCUCACCUCGUUCUAUGUCCACUCGCUCUGGACCAAACCAGUCCUUCCGCAAGAACCCUAAAAGCAGUACAGGAAAGCUGAGCAGAGCGCAGUCCAGCCUCCAAGCAGCAGACACAACAUCCAGCACUUGUUGACAGGAACUUCUUCAGAAAGUGUCAAUGUUCUUCUGUUUUAUUUUAGACUUUUCUCUGCAGCUUUAAACUUUGUCUAUUUAUUAAUUUUGUUAAUGGGUGUUUCUAACACGAGACACUUUCUAUUUGGUUGGUUGGUUGGGCUCUUUCCAGUUGACACUUGGGACUUUUCUAAUUGGCACUAAUGUGUUUUUGGGCUCAGUAACAAACUCCUAAACUCAAUAUAUAUCUGGUCAGACAGCACCUAAAGAUGUUAAUACCUGUCAAAACAUUAGUCAAAAUGGUGUUACUAUGUCUGUAAACCAGCUUCUCUCUUGUAUGUUGAUUAUGAUUGGGUGACUAACCACGGUAAUGCAGUGUCUUUCUUUCACUGGACACCUGUCUUCUCUUUCUUUCAGCUAACCAUCUGAACCAUUUGGAUUAUUUUGGACUCUAAACUUUCCCUCCUUCCUCAUCCUUGAAAAAAAAACGGAAACUUGUAUUUUGUCUAGAAUUCA
Molecule: messenger RNA, 5401 nt
Organism: Cheilinus undulatus (humphead wrasse)
Lineage: Eukaryota; Metazoa; Chordata; Actinopteri; Labriformes; Labridae
Gene: rock1
Product: Rho-associated, coiled-coil containing protein kinase 1
Exons: 33
Coding region: 765-4907 (1380 amino acids)
Biological process (GO): mitotic cytokinesis; cortical actin cytoskeleton organization; embryonic morphogenesis
Cellular component (GO): cytoskeleton; cytoplasm
Molecular function (GO): Rho-dependent protein serine/threonine kinase activity; small GTPase binding; ATP binding
Source: RefSeq, a predicted model, not a curated record